This is a messenger RNA of Helianthus annuus (common sunflower), 471 nucleotides long. RefSeq names its product pentatricopeptide repeat-containing protein At1g55890, mitochondrial. Gene Ontology annotation, molecular function: protein binding. NCBI's taxonomy places the organism in Eukaryota, Viridiplantae, Streptophyta, Magnoliopsida, Asterales, Asteraceae. The transcript has a single exon. Bases 1 to 471 code for a protein of 156 amino acids. The record is from RefSeq and is a predicted model, not a curated record.
AUGGACACUAGUGUUUUGCCGGAUAUCAGAAGUUAUAACGCGAAGUUGGUUGGACUGGUUUCCGAAAAGAAAGUAGACGAAGCUGUUGAACUGUUUGGCCAACUGGGGUCGAAAAAUGUCAAGGCGGAUGUGUUUGGAUACAAUGCGAUAAUCAAUGGUUGUUGUAACAAUGGUGAUUUAGAAGGAGCAAAGAAAUGGUAUGCUAAAUUGGUGGAGAGUGAUUGUGCUCCUAAUAAAGCAACAUUUGCAACUCUGAUCCGGUUCGCGUGUAAAGUGUCUGAUUUUGAUUGGGCGGUUGAGCUUUUCAAGCAGACUUUUGAACACAAGGGUCUUGUGGAUCCGAAUGUGAUGCAACUUGUGAUCGAUGGGUUGGUUAAGGAGUCAAAAACCGACGAAGCUAAGAAGCUUGUCGAGAUUGGGAACUCGAGUAAGUUUCGGCGCUAUAGUUUGAUCAUGCCUGCAGAUGAGUAG